Penaeus monodon (black tiger shrimp) is the source of this 556-nucleotide messenger RNA. RefSeq lists its product as uncharacterized. NCBI's taxonomy places the organism in Eukaryota, Metazoa, Arthropoda, Malacostraca, Decapoda, Penaeidae. The record is from RefSeq and is a predicted model, not a curated record.
UUCAGUGCACUGCAAGGAUUGGUGCUGCGGCUUUUCUGUUAUUGAUAUCACAUAUAUAACAUUCAAUGGCGCACUAAAGCAGCCGAAAAUUUACAGUGACCCUUUUACAGAGAUAAAAUCAUAACAAGAUGUCCUUCAAUUUUCUUCUUAAACUCUGCCUUUUGUGCAGUGCUGCAAGCUGCUUCCAAUUCAAAAACGAUUGCGUGUCCAAAAAUCACUUCGAAACCGACCGCAUCGCGACAUCGUGGGACAUCAGGGUCUGGGCCCCAAGGGAAGCCACCGACGCACGCAUCCUUACCCUCGUGGCGGAGAACGAAGCCAGGUCAUCGCUGAGGAAAACGGACAUCGCGAGAACAGAAGUGCGCACGCUGUUCAUUCAAGGAAGUCGUCGGGAAAAGAGCAGCAGUUCGAUUCCGGGCGACGGCAUCCCCCCCGGCUGGAGGGAGUUUCGGGUGACGUCGGACUCCAGGUUCAAGGUCUGGGUGGCGGGCGUGGAGGAGCCGCUCGUGGAUGUGGAGGAUGACGUUCGAGCCGAGAAAGUCAUCGUCAGAGGGAG